GCGCGGGCCAGCCCUGCGCCGCGCGCCGGCCCUGAGACGCCCGCGGGCUGCCAGGCCUCGCCGGUGGCGGCGCGGAGCCCCUUCGACACCGACGGCGCCGUAUGCUGCCGCGGCUCCCCGCGCGCCGGCGACUCGCCCGCGCGGCUCCGGAGCCUUCCCACGCCAGCGCGGCGCCGCGGAACCGGCGCCGCACUCGCCGCCGCCGGCGAUGCCGCCGCGGGCGGUGAUAGCGCGGCCGCGGUCGACGGCGUGUGCGGGGGCUCUGCCCGCGAGGCGCCGUCGGCGCCGGCCCCGUUCCCGUGCCCGUGCGAGCGGCCCGCGCCCGCGUGCGGUGGCUCACCGGGCGGCGCGCCGCCCGUCGGCCAGGCCGGCGAGGCAGAGGCGGCGGCCGCGCCGCGGUUGCCGUGCGCGAGCAGCGCUGCGGAGGCGGAGGCCGCGGCCGGCGCGGGCGGGCCGGGAGCGGGCGCCGAGGCGGCACCGCGAGGGCGGCCGCUUGGAGGGCGGCCCUCCUGGGGCAUGCAGGACGGAAGGUGGCGCCAGCUCGGCCUGCGGCGCGGCGUGCCCGCAGCCACUGUCGAGCAGGCCGUGAGGGCGUACUGCCUGUCCGUCUGCGCCUCGGCGGCGGCCCGGGCGGGCCGCGCGGGCCCGGGCGAGGAGGCGGGCGCCUGCGCUCCCGGGCGUGCGCCCGCGCCGCCCGUGGACGCCUGCAGCCCGCCCUGCCGCGCCCCCUCGCGCGGGGCCGGCAAGCGGUGGAGCCCAGGCGACGGCGCAGAUACCGCCACGACCGCUGGGCCCUCUGGCCAGGCGACGCCCGCGUGGAGCUGCCUCGACACCUCCCGCAGCGACCGCCCCGGCUCGCCCGACCUGCCCGACGCCGUGCUCCAGGCGGCGCAUACCCUGCUCGACGGGGGCGCCGGCGCGAAGCCGGCGGCGGCCGACGCCGUGACCCAGGGCGCGGGCGCGCCGGCGGCGGCGGCGGCCCUAUCGGCCGCCGUGGCGCUGCGCCGCGCCAUGGGGCUGCAGGCGGCCGCCGGUGGCGCCGCGCCGCGCGCCGCCGGCUGA
Molecule: messenger RNA, 1062 nt
Organism: Prorocentrum cordatum
Lineage: Eukaryota; Dinophyceae; Prorocentrales; Prorocentraceae
Source: the annotation of a GenBank genome assembly